UUUAGGCCACCAUGAGGGGAAGUGUCCCAACUACGGAAAUAGUUGUGUGAUGUUAACUAAGUUGUGUGACUUUAGUCAGUCACUAAUGUAAAAAAAUGAUUCAGCAAUGGCAGUUUGUGGAAAUGCCUGGGCAUCUGUCAUGGACUUAUUUCCACUCCAUAUGAUACAUACGCUACAUGGGGCUCAGAAGGGCAUGGACCAAAAGACCUGGCAGUGGUUCAUAUAGGGGCUAAGUGAGCUGAAGGAUGAAGUCUCUGCUUUUGCCGAUGUGCCUUCUGGGACUAUGUCUAUGGACUACCACCCUCUCCCUGAAAAUAUGCGCCUUCAAUAUUCAGUCAUUUGGGGAAGCAAAAGCCGGCAACAAAAAGGUCGUGGAUAUUUUGGUCAAGAUUAUUGCUCGCUGUGACCUGUGUUUGAUUCAGGAGGUUCGAGAUUCCAAAGGUGAAGCCAUACCCACACUGGUGAAAAAACUGAACAGAUUUGACAAAUCUCAUUCAUAUGCUCAUUUAGAGAGCAAACGACUGGGAAAGAAGACCUACAAGGAACAAUACGUUUACAUAUACCGAAAAGAUGUUCUGGAGGUGAGAGACCACUAUUAUCUGCAUGAGGGAGAAUCCAAUCGCACCAAACUCUUCACUCGAGAGCCUUUCAUCAUCAGAGUUCACUCCCCCUCAACUCUGGUGAAGGAUUUUGUUCUUGUUGGACAACACACAUGUCCCAAGAACGCGAUGAAAGAGAUUGAGGAACUCUAUGGGGUGUUUACGGAAAUCAGCAAGAAAUGGAAAACACAGAAUGUAGUGUUUCUGGGAGAUCUCAAUGCUGCCUGCAGUUACAUCACAAUCAAGGGCUGGAGAGCCAGCCGGCUGAGGAACGACCCCAAAUUCCACUGGCUCAUCGGGGACGAAGUGGACACCACUGUCCGUGAGAACACACACUGCGCUUAUGACAGAAUUGUCGUCCAUGGAAAAGAGCUCUACUAUGGGAUUGUUCCUGAGUCUGCGCAACCCUUUAACUUCAAGGAACAAUUCCAUCUCUCUGAGGAGGAGGCUUUGGAAGUCAGUGAUCACUACCCAGUUGAAGUGGACCUGAAACCCAACCACCGUUAUUUUCUUCGUCAUGAGCUCUGAGUCCAAUCGACUAGACCAACAAACCCAUCACACAAUAUGCUUCAGUACUGUGACUAAAAAUAUAUAUAUACUGUAUAUAUUUUAUCAUAUUCAUUGGUGAAAGACGAAGACAAAUAAAGGAACCCCCUUUUGCAUUAG
Sardina pilchardus (European sardine) is the source of this 1265-nucleotide messenger RNA. It is a transcript of the gene dnase1l1l, whose product is annotated as deoxyribonuclease I-like 1-like. Gene Ontology annotation, cellular component: nucleus. Gene Ontology annotation, molecular function: DNA binding; deoxyribonuclease I activity. The transcript is spliced from 10 exons. Lineage: Eukaryota; Metazoa; Chordata; Actinopteri; Clupeiformes; Clupeidae. The record is from RefSeq and is a predicted model, not a curated record. Gene Ontology annotation, biological process: DNA catabolic process. Bases 246 to 1127 code for a protein of 293 amino acids.